AUGUAACAUCUGCAUGCCAAAAUGUGAACAAUUUGUCAAAGCGCUUGUGCUCAUGUUCGCAGGGCUAAAGCAUUUAUGACUGAAGCUGCACCAUGAAGGUACUUUUACUACUCACCCUGCUGACGUUAUGUCACGCCAAACCAUACACGCAUAUCAACGUCAUGGAUUUCAUCAAGCAUCAUGAUAUCAUGCAACAAGACGUGGGUGAUUUUGACGAUGACGACGACGACGACGAUGAUGUCGACGAUGACGAUUACGACAAUUAUGAUGAUAACUUUGUUUCGGACUGUCCCGAAGGGUGUCGGUGCUCAAAGAAAGUUCUGCAGUGUUCAGAUCAGGGUCUGACCAAGGUGCCAAAGGACAUUCCUGCAAACACGCUGCUCGUCGAUCUCCAAAACAAUGACAUCACAGAGAUCAAGGAAGAUGAUUUCAAAGGCCUGGAUAAUCUCUAUGCCCUGUUUCUGCUCAAUAACCAGAUAUCAAAAAUUCACCCAAAGGCCUUUCGCAACAUGAACAAACUCAAGAUUCUCCACCUGUCAUACAACCUGCUGACACAAAUGCCUGAGAACCUUCCCACGAGCAUUCAGUCCCUGCGACUGCACGACAACAAGAUCAGCCGACUUCCAAAAGGAGCAUUUAGAGGAAUGCAAGACCUAAAUGUUUUAGAACUGAGUGCAAAUCCAAUUGCAAACAGCGGGAUCGACCCAGAGGCUUUUGACGACAUGGCGACCCUCUACUUGAGAAUAGCUGAAGCGAGGCUUACAGCUAUCCCUAAAGAUCUGCCAUCCUCCCUCACUGAACUUCACUUGGACUAUAACAAGAUUGCCAAAAUAGAGUCGGAGGAUUUUUUGAGACUGAAACGUCUACAGAGGCUGUGGCUCGACUUCAAUCAGAUCAAGUCUGUGGAGAACGGAAGCCUCAAUGCCAUUUCCAAAGUCAGAGAAAUUCAUCUGGAUAACAAUAAACUGAAGAAAGUUCCCCCAGGCUUGAACAGCCUGAAAUAUCUGCAGGUGGUGUACUUACAUGCCAACAGCAUCAGUUAUGUUGGAGUAAAUGACUUUUGCCCUUUGAGAACCCGGGUUAAGAAAUCCCUCUACACUAGGAUCAGUUUAUAUGCAAACCCAGUGAAAUACUGGGAGAUCCAGCCGCCCACUUUCCGGUGCGUUUCCAGCCACAAUUCGGUGCAACUGGGUAACCACAGAAAGUGAGAGAAACUCUACCGAUGUGCACCAUGUUUCCACUAGAGGGAAGCAUUAUAACUAGACAUGAACUUCAUCCCUAAUGUAAUAAAUGAUCAUUUCAUGUCCUCAUGGUGAAGUACAGAACGUAACUUAUCCAAAAUCCAAGAGUACGCACAGUGGCUACCGACUCGUUACUUGAAUUUGGUGAGGAUUUCGAAGACUUUGAAUUCCAGUAAAGACAGAAUCAACUACACUGUGUGCAAUAGUUACAUAGGCUUUCAUUAUUAAUCGUUUACACUGAAAUCUUUUCUACUCCUUAUAAUGACAGAAGAACCAUUUUAAUUCAGAUCAGGUGCUAAAUAAAUUUCUUCCCAUGUAUUGAAGGUCUCAAUUUUUAUUUUUUUUUGCUUGGCUGUCUAGAAUCUAAGAAAAAUAAAUAAACGUACAAGGCCAGCGUGUUUAUUGUUCUACUUCUUGUAUUUUAGAGAAUGGGCAUUAUUCAUUGGUGCUUAUUAACGGUUUUAGUGAUAACAAAUCUAAUAUUGCAUGCUAGAGUUUCAUUAUAUAACUUUUUAUUCAUUGCCAGUGUUUUCUCUGAAAUAUUGGACGUAGACAUUGUCAUCAGAUCUCAGAAAUCUUACAGUUUUCACAACAGCGUCCCUGACAUUUGCGAAACUGUACCUACAGCAAGUGCUUUCUUAGCCAGCGUUGCUGUGUUAUUUGUUUCCAAUUCAGAUAUUGUUUCCUUUGAAAAAUAAAGAAAGUAUAAAACAGUA
Carassius auratus (goldfish) is the source of this 1957-nucleotide messenger RNA. Its product is annotated as asporin-like. Gene Ontology annotation, molecular function: protein binding. NCBI's taxonomy places the organism in Eukaryota, Metazoa, Chordata, Actinopteri, Cypriniformes, Cyprinidae. The record is from RefSeq and is a predicted model, not a curated record.